AUGGCGGCGCACAUGGACAGCGCGGCUAAAGGGGGCUUUUCAUCACGAAACGCUACCAGUUUUCAGAAAAAAUCCCGCAGUAAAUUGCUUCAGAUUCCUGGCACUAAACCGUCUGUUCACACCGGGCAGCUCAUCGUGUCCUCCGGUGUACCGUCACUAGACUGUGCUUUGGGAGGAGGACUGGCAGUGGGCAGCCUGCUGCUUAUUGAGGAGGAUGAGUUUGACAGUUACUCACGUACAUUGCUGCAGUAUUUCCUGGCGGAAGGUGUGAUGAGUGGACACGAACUCUUCAUUGCUUCAGCUCAAGAUCACCCUGAUGACAUCAUAAAGGAUCUUCCAUCUCCACUUCAGGAUGAAGAUCCAGGGUCUAAAAGUGUCUCGUCAUCGAAUCUGGAUCAGCAAGAUGCAAUGAAAAUCGCCUGGCGCUAUCAGAACCUCCCUAAAGUCCAGACUGUGCUUUCCUCUUCAUCCCGCUUCGGUCAUUAUUACGACCUCUCCAAACAUAUGGAGCAAGAUCUUCUACAAAACACCAAGAUUCACACUUUCUACCUGCCUGAAGAGCAAACAAACCCUACACAUCAGAGGCUCAAUCCCAGCGGUGUUCUCGGCCCCUACUCCGUGUUACUACGCUCUAUCCAGUUGUUAAUCAGACAAAAUGGGUUCGAUGGCUCAAACUCACAGGUGAAGCCUAGUAAUGUGCUACGACUUGCCCUGCACUCCCUGGGGUCAGCACUAUGGGGUGAUGAUGUGUGUGUUAGUUCUGCCAACAAUCACGCCCUGUUGGCCUUCCUCUAUGCCUUCCGAGCCCUGCUACGCUCUUCCCUUUCCGUCGCAAUUGUGACGGUACCCACUCACCUUGUCAGGAAUAAGUUAAUAAGAGGGAGGAUGAUCAGGUUGAGCGAUACAGCUAUCGCGUUGCAGUCGUUCUCAGACGCAGAGAGAAACAAAAGCCCACUUUAUAAAGACUACCACGGUCUUCUGCAUGUUAUCCAGGUUCCUCGGCUGAACUGUUUGAGCUGUGAAGUUCCAGAUACAAAGGACCUCGCAUUCAGAUUGAAGAGGAGACAGUUUACCAUUGAGAGGAUGCAUUUGCCCCCAGAUCUCUCGGACUCAGUAAGCCGAGUCAGUAAAGUACAGCAUGCUCCACUUUGUACUACUGAUAGAAACAAGAACCUGGACUUCUAGAGAGCACCCACACUUUCAUCUUCAUCUUUAUUUCUCAUCAUCAAAUAAAAGAAAAUUUGUUGUGAAA
This is a messenger RNA of Tachysurus fulvidraco (yellow catfish), 1252 nucleotides long. It is a transcript of the gene elp4, whose product is annotated as elongator acetyltransferase complex subunit 4. Gene Ontology annotation, cellular component: transcription elongation factor complex; cytoplasm; elongator holoenzyme complex. NCBI's taxonomy places the organism in Eukaryota, Metazoa, Chordata, Actinopteri, Siluriformes, Bagridae. The transcript is spliced from 10 exons. The coding region runs from base 1 to 1185 and encodes 394 amino acids. The record is from RefSeq and is a predicted model, not a curated record. Gene Ontology annotation, biological process: tRNA wobble uridine modification.